Molecule: messenger RNA, 872 nt
Organism: Rhizopus microsporus ATCC 52813
Lineage: Eukaryota; Fungi; Mucoromycota; Mucoromycetes; Mucorales; Rhizopodaceae
Exons: 3
Coding region: 1-777 (258 amino acids)
Source: RefSeq, a predicted model, not a curated record
AUGAUCCAACAGUUAAGCACUAGCGUUAACUAUGGAUUUAACGACAUGCGCAACAAUUUUGAAGUGAUGCUGCAAGAAAACAAGAGUUUGAAGGAAGAAGUAGCUCUUCUUAGGCAGCAAGCUACUGUACUCGCAGAAGAAGUAGGUACACUGAAAGCCUCGUUGGAUAGCAUGCCAAGUGCUGAAGGCCCCAUUGAGAUUGCUGCUACCACUGGGCUUUUCGCAGCUAACUUGUUUCCUGGCCGCAACAUCCCCGAGCCUAGAGCCAGAGAUACACGCCCUGGUCGUAAAGAUCGUCCUGCCUCCUUUUCUUGGAAGCUUUUCCGACGACUCAUCGACGAUGUACGUGGCCCUGAGCACGACAAGACUGACGAUGAUAUGUUUGAUGCCUGCAAAGUGAAUGCCUCAUCAGCCCUUGUCAAGGCUGUCAUUGAUGGCAUACAAAGAAAAUUUGCUAUUAAGGAAGGCAGCAUUUGGCGAAGUGUCGCUGGUGAUGCCCGGCUUGACGCCAUUCAAGAGCUGGAAGCUAAGGCAUCGCCUUGUAUUCCUCUGCGUGCUUGUGUUGGUUUCUUAGGUGAUAAUGCAGCUGAAGCAGUCCAAAACUCAUCAAAUGAGUCACGGAUGGUGAUCUCUGAAGCGAUGAGUUCGUCAGUUGUAGACGAAGAGUUCACGUUUGUCUUUGAUGCAAGCACCAAGCUCACCGUUGAUGGUCCUCAGAGGCAUCUUCUCGGAAAAAGACUUAGUGAUAAAGGUAAGUCAACAGCUUUCAGAAAAUAGCGACAAACUGUUACUUCGGAAGAAGAAGGCGAACAGUACGAAACUCAAUAAGAAUUUGAACAAUUUGGCCAUGUUUAUGCCUUUCUUCCCUUUUC